Mauremys reevesii (Reeves's turtle) is the source of this 1460-nucleotide messenger RNA. It is a transcript of the gene SMARCD2, whose product is annotated as SWI/SNF related, matrix associated, actin dependent regulator of chromatin, subfamily d, member 2. Bases 29 to 1399 code for a protein of 456 amino acids. The record is from RefSeq and is a predicted model, not a curated record. The transcript is spliced from 13 exons. Gene Ontology annotation, cellular component: SWI/SNF complex; nucleus. Gene Ontology annotation, biological process: regulation of transcription by RNA polymerase II. Lineage: Eukaryota; Metazoa; Chordata; Testudines; Geoemydidae.
GGGAGCGGGGGCGGGGGGGUCCGGGCCCAUGGGGCCCGCCGUCGUCCAGUACCAGCGUCCUGGGAUGCCGCCGGGGAGCCGGAUGCCCAUGGCAGGACUGCAGGUGGGAUCCCCGUCAGGACCCCCCUAUGGAGCAGCCUCUCCGAUGCGACCAGGAAUGCCACAGUCGAUCAUGGAUCCCUUCAGAAAGCGCCUGCUUGCUCCGCAGGCGCAGCCUCCUCUGGCAAGCCAAAGGCGAGGGCUGAAAAGAAGGAAGAUGGCGGACAAGGUCCUACCACAGAGGAUCCGGGAGCUGGUCCCAGAGUCUCAGGCCUACAUGGACCUUCUCGCCUUCGAGCGCAAGCUGGAUCAGACCAUUGCCCGGAAGAGAAUGGAAAUCCAGGAGGCCAUCAAGAAACCUCUCACGCAAAAGCGGAAGCUGCGGAUUUACAUCUCCAACACCUUCACCCCGGGCAAGGAGGAGGGGGACGGCAGCGAGCGCGUGGCCUCGUGGGAGCUGCGCGUGGAAGGCAAGCUCCUGGAGGAUCCGAGUAAGCAGAAGAGGAAGUUCUCCUCCUUUUUCAAGAGCCUCGUCAUCGAACUGGACAAGGAGCUCUAUGGACCAGACAACCAUCUGGUGGAGUGGCACAGGAUGCCCACGACCCAGGAGACCGAUGGCUUCCAGGUGAAGCGCCCUGGCGACGUCAAUGUGAAAUGCACCCUGCUGCUCAUGCUGGAUCACCAGCCUCCGCAGUACAAACUGGACCCUCGCCUGGCUCGCCUGCUGGGUGUCCACACCCAGACCCGGGCGAGCAUCAUGCAGGCCCUGUGGCUCUACAUCAAACACAACAAGCUGCAGGACAGUCACGAGAAGGAGUACAUCAACUGCAACCGCUACUUCCGCCAGAUCUUCAGCUGCAUUCGCAUGCGAUUCUCCGAGAUCCCCAUGAAGCUGGCAGGCCUGCUGCAGCAUCCGGAUCCCAUCAUCAUCAACCACAUGAUCAGCGUGGAUCCCAACGACCAGAAGAAGACGGCCUGCUACGACAUCGAUGUCGAGGUGGAUGACCCCCUGAAAGCUCAGAUGAGCAACUUCCUGGCCUCCACCACCAACCAGCAGGAAAUUGCCUCCCUGGAUACCAAGAUCCACGAGACCAUUGAGUCCAUCAACCAGCUGAAGACGCAGCGAGAUUUCAUGCUGAGCUUCAGCAACAACCCGCAGGACUUCAUUCAGGAAUGGAUCAAAUCCCAGAGGAGGGACCUCAAGAUCAUAACAGACGUGAUUGGGAACCCCGAGGAGGAGAGACGAGCUGACUUCUACCAUCAGCCCUGGGCGCAGGAGGCUGCGGGGAGGCACAUAUUUGCCAAGGUUCAGCAGCGCAGACAGGAACUGGAACAAGUGCUUGGGAUUCGCCUCACCUAAUGGGCUGGGCACGGCUCAGGGGCUCUGCUCUCUCGAGUGCCUGAGCCUUACGGUACAUCUC